GGUGGCCUUGGAUUGACAGUUUGGACGUUGACCUGCUACCUCCAUCACCCUCACCUCCCCAUCGUCCUCUACUCAACAAACUACUCCGAACAUGUCUGACUCCGAGGGAGACUUCUCCGAUGAGCUCCUCGAGCUUGCUGGUGCCACUGAAAAGAAACGAAGAAAGCGCCAGGCUCAAACAAACUCUACUAAACGUCGCAAAGCCGAUGUGUCUAUGGGGUCGGAUUCUGACAAUGUCAAUGAACCUGAAAGCGAGGAGGACGAUGGAGAGUCGAAUCCGUAUCCCCUGGAGGGAAAAUACACUGAUGAGGCGGACAGGGAACGGCUAUUGGGCCUUUCCGAGAUUGAACGAGAGGACAUUCUCGCUCAACGUCAGGAAGAAAUGCAGCGGAUCAAGAUGCGAAGUCAACUUGAUCAAAUGGUCAAGGACCAGAACGGUAGGAAGGAUGACAACAAUAUUUCGAAGACUGCCAAACGACAACACACGCAAAGAGGUGCUACGAAGGAGAAAACUCGAAAGCUUGACGAGCUGAAAGCCAAACGGAAAGCCAAGGACGAGAGGAAACGAACCAAGACGGAUUCCCCGAAGCGGGACCGCUCGUCCUCGCCCAUGGAUAUGGAAACAUCAGAAGAAGAGGACGAAGAUGGCCAAGUCAGCAAACUCGAAGAGGAAGAGGAACGGCUUAACAAAAUCUAUGGCAAAGAUUCGCCAGCCGAAGAGGAACCUAUAGCCAUCGAAGACUUGGAGAAAGUCAGAAUAUCACGAGAUCACCUGGCGAAAUAUUGCCUUUCGCCGUGGUUCGAGGACUAUGUCAAAGGCGCGUGGGUCCGAUACCUUAUUGGCAUGGAUGAGGCCCAACAGCCAAUAUAUCGAGCGUGUGAGGUUGUCAAUCUCGGUGCAAACCUUGUCAAGCCGUAUAAGAUCAACGACCGUACUAUCAAUCAAGUAUUGGAGUUGAAGCACGGCGCUGCCAUCAAGACAUGGGCGAUGGACAAGGUCUCCAAUUCUCCUUUCACCUCACGAGAGUUCGACCGAUUAGUCCGAGUGUUUGACUCUGAGAAGAUCAAACUCCCGUCAAAACGACAGAUCGAGAAGAAGGCAGAGCAAAUCCACAAGUUUGCUACUCAACCCAUGACAGAGAGCGAUAUCAAUGCUAUGCUCGCACGAAAGCAUCAGCUACAGGCGAGCAAACUGACUGGUACCGCGCUUACCAUGGAAAGAUCCCGUCUGUCACAAGCUCGCACGUUGGCCCUUCGCCGUCAUGAUCAGGAAGAAGUGCAACAGAUAGACGCCAAACUGGUUGAACUCAGUGAGCAGCAAGCGGAUUCCAAGCCAUCAAGAAAGCAAGAAGAAUCAGUAGAGGAUAUCCUUGCCAAAGUCAAUGAACGGAAUCGUCGCGCUAACGCUGAAGCAAUUCGCAAAGCGGAACUGAGGGAAACAGAGCGUAAACGAAGGGAACGGAAAUUGGCUUUGGCUAAUGGUUCUGCGACGCCUACUACUCCGAAUGACCCCUCAGGAAGACUGAAGUCGACGUCCAAGUUCUUGAGUUCCAGACCAGGAACACCGGGGAUCGCAACGCCUGGUCCCACCGAUAUUGCUCGGUCCGUAUCACCUCUACCAGCAGCUGCUACGACCAUUUCCACCACCACCCCAUCAAAACCCUCAUCUGGGCUGAAGAGUAGCUUCGAAGCCUCGGUAUUGGAGUCUGUAGAUAUCGACCUCGGUGAUUUCUAGCGACUCGUUUGAGGCUUUUCGAUUGAGGACGGGUGGAUUCUAUAAUUAUUUGUUUCGCAUAUUGUUUUGUAAUAACACCAUCUACACUACAUACCAUGGCAACCUCAUUUGUAUUCAUCUCGCAUCUUACACCAAUAGACCAUAGCGUGUAGACCAUCGUGCUUGGUGUGAGACCUAUUUUCGUAUUCUUCACAGUACCGAAUUUCGUAGGGACAUCGAAGUUCAAAUUUCAAAGGUCAAAGGGAGCAAUUCAAAUCAUGAUGAUCCUAAUUCGACGCCAAAGCGUUUGAGUUUCUCGUAAUACUUUUGAACUCGACUUGCGACUUGUCUCGCCGUCCGUCUCCCAUUCAUGGCCCUCGAGAUUUUCGCCCACCUAAUGCAUAGAGUG
Messenger RNA from Somion occarium, 2123 nucleotides. The record is from the annotation of a GenBank genome assembly. NCBI's taxonomy places the organism in Eukaryota, Fungi, Basidiomycota, Agaricomycetes, Polyporales, Cerrenaceae.